This is a messenger RNA of Cicer arietinum (chickpea), 1063 nucleotides long. RefSeq names its product agamous-like MADS-box protein AGL8. Gene Ontology annotation, biological process: positive regulation of transcription by RNA polymerase II. Lineage: Eukaryota; Viridiplantae; Streptophyta; Magnoliopsida; Fabales; Fabaceae. Gene Ontology annotation, cellular component: nucleus. Gene Ontology annotation, molecular function: DNA-binding transcription factor activity; RNA polymerase II transcription regulatory region sequence-specific DNA binding; protein dimerization activity. The record is from RefSeq and is a predicted model, not a curated record.
UUUUGUAUAUAAAACAAAAAUAAUAAAAAUAAAUAAAUAAGGAAGUAGCUGGGUGGUGUGUAAAUGGUUUUUGGUGAAAGCCCUUAAAUAUUAAUAUUGAUUUUGAAAAGAUUACCUCGAUCCAUAUGGGGAGAGGAAGAGUGCAGUUGAAGAGGAUUGAAAACAAGAUCAAUAGACAAGUCACGUUUUCAAAGAGAAGGUCUGGUUUGUUGAAGAAAGCACAUGAGAUCUCUGUGCUUUGUGAUGCUGAAGUUGCUCUCAUCGUUUUCUCUACUAAAGGAAAGCUUUUUGAGUACUCCAGCGAUCCUUGUAUGGAAAGAAUUCUCGAACGAUAUGAAAGAUAUUCGUAUACGGAGAGGCAGCUUGUUAACAAUGAUCAGGCCCCAAAUGAAAAUUGGGUUCUAGAACAUGCAAAACUCAAGGCUAGGAUGGAAGUACUUCAGAGAAAUCAAAGGAAUUUUAUGGGAGAGGAUUUGGAUGGCUUAAGUCUCAAAGAGCUUCAGAAUUUGGAACAACAACUUGAUUCUGCUCUCAAACACAUUAGAUCAAAGAAGAACCAAGUUAUGUAUGAAUCUAUUUCAGAACUUCAGAAAAAGGAUAAGGCACUCCAGGAACAUAACAACUUGCUUUCCAAGAAGAUAAAAGAAAAAGAGAAGGAACUUGCUCAAGAGGAGCUGCAAAAUAGUAUGGAGGUGAAUCCAAUUGAAACUCAAACAUUGGAAUCCAUGACUACUGGAGGGUCUCUAGAAGCAAAAUGCAAUGAAGAAAGUGCAGCACAAACUCGAGUUAGCGCCAGUAUUCCAGCUUGGAUGAUUCGUCCUAUAAAUGAAUAGAAGACACUGUACUAUGCAAUUUUCUUGUUAAACACAAGUACAGCUUUUAGGAAGAAGCCUAUAAAUAUAUUUCACCAAUAUAGGCCUAUCAUGGGUGAUCACUCAAUUUAUGGACUCUAGUUGUGUAAUUAUGUAACAUGCCUCACUGGAUUUCAAUCUUUCUCGCUGGCCCAUAUAUAAAUAUACUGUACUUCCUCUUCAAUCAAAUAAAAAUACAUAUUUUUAAAGUA